Messenger RNA from Capsicum annuum, 1680 nucleotides. RefSeq names its product GDP-Man:Man(3)GlcNAc(2)-PP-Dol alpha-1,2-mannosyltransferase. Gene Ontology annotation, biological process: protein N-linked glycosylation. The record is from RefSeq and is a predicted model, not a curated record. Bases 169 to 1575 code for a protein of 468 amino acids. Gene Ontology annotation, cellular component: endoplasmic reticulum membrane. The transcript is spliced from 7 exons. Lineage: Eukaryota; Viridiplantae; Streptophyta; Magnoliopsida; Solanales; Solanaceae. Gene Ontology annotation, molecular function: GDP-Man:Man(3)GlcNAc(2)-PP-Dol alpha-1,2-mannosyltransferase activity.
AUCAAAUUAGGCCGACCCAACGGGUCAACAUUAACGGCUCUAACCGGAGCUAGAAAGUUUGGCCACUGGGCUAAGGACCAAAAAACAGCAUGACUUUUUCUUUUUCUUUCUCAGAAAUUUGAACGGCUGUUUCCAAUUAAGAACUAAAGUUUCCUCCAUUAUCAAAAAAUGGGGUUUCCUGAUUGGGUUUUAAUCAGUGCCGUUAUUGCCAUAACGGUGUUAAUUGCUCAAGCAGCAAUUAGAUUAGUGUUAACUGUAAUCAAUGGUCGGAGAAACAGAAAGAAGGCUAUUGGGAUCUUCCACCCAUACGCCAACGAUGGAGGUGGUGGGGAACGAGUGUUAUGGUGCGCCGUAAAAGCUAUACAAGAUGAAGACCCAAAUCUGGAUUGUGUUAUAUAUACUGGUGAUUUCGAUGCUUCCCCUGAUACACUUACUGCACGUGCCCUUGAUCGAUUUGGUGUCAAAUUAAUCCAUCCUCCUCAGGUGGUCCAUCUGCAUAAGAGAAAGUGGGUCGAAGAAACCACUUACCCUCGUUUCACAAUGAUUGGUCAAAGCUUUGGAUCGAUUUACCUUGCGUGGGAAGCUUUGGGCAAAUAUACACCUUUAUAUUACUUUGAUACCAGUGGAUAUGCUUUUACUUAUCCAGUUGCCCGUACAUUUGGAUGCAAAGUUUUUUGCUAUGCUCAUUAUCCAACUAUCAGUUUAGACAUGCUGUCUCGUGUUCAUGGGCGCAGUUCAAUGUACAACAAUGAUUCCUUGAUUGCCAGGAGUGCGAUACUAUCCCGGUUCAAGGUCAUCUAUUAUGCAUUGUUUAGCUGUCUGUACGGCAUUGUUGGUUCUUAUGCACACCUUGCGAUGGUUAAUUCUUCAUGGACUCAAUCUCAUAUUGAGAAGCUGUGGGGAAUACCAGCUCGAAUUAGGCGCGUGUAUCCUCCCUGUGAUACUUCUGGACUUCAGAUGCUUCCGCUGGAAAAGUCAAUGAAGCCUCCGAAGAUAGUAUCUGUCGCUCAGUUCCGACCAGAGAAGGCACACCCACUCCAACUUGAGGCGUUUGCAGUUGCCAUAAAAAAGUUAGACCAAGAUCUGCCAAGGCCGAAAAUCCAACUAGUGGGUAGUUGUAGGAAUGAAGCGGAUGAGAAAAGGUUGCAAAAUUUGAAGGACCUAGCUAUUAAGUUGGAUGUGGAUGAUCAUGUUGAGUUCCACAAGAAUGUUUUGUACAGUGAUUUGAUCAGACUUCUAGGUGGUGCUGUAGCUGGAAUCCAUUCCAUGACAGAUGAGCACUUCGGUAUAAGUGUAGUGGAAUACAUGGCUUCUGGUGCUAUACCAAUUGCGCAUAAUUCAGCUGGCCCAAGGAUGGAUAUUGUGUUACCAGAAGAUGGAAAGCAGACCGGGUUUCUUGCCAAGAGUGUAGAGGAAUUUGCUGAAGCCAUCAUUGAAGUCAUUAAGAUGCCAGAGAAUGAGCGGCUGGAGAUGGCUGCUGCUGCAAGGAAACGAGCCUCCAUGUUCUCAGAGCAAAGGUUUUAUGAAGAUUUUAAGGCUGCUGUACGACCGAUCUUUCACAAUGAUACAAAAUGAUUACAAAAUCUGUUUCCAUAACUGCAAGAGAUCAAUUUUAUUCGCUAUAAUUAGACUCUGUCGCAUGCAAGAGAUCAAUUUUAUUCAGUAUAGUUAGAUUCUGUC